AUGGCCUCGCAGCCUGCAUCGACCGCGCCAUCCACCACCACCGCCAAGCCCGUCGCGGCCCGCCCCGUCUUUCCCCUCAGCCAGGUCGAGCUCCAGCGGUGGUACCGCUUCGCGCAGAGGGGCGGCGUCGGACGGGCGCGCGCCAGGGUCGACAAGGUCUCGCAAGAUGCGGCGCGCGACCUCAUGUUCCUCGAGGGAGACGAGGUCGUCGUCCUCAUGGAUCUCGGCGGGUCGAGCUACCUCGGCUUCUGCGAGGGCGUGACGGGCCUGUUCAACGGCGCCGACGUCGUCAUGCAGCAGGCCAGGCUCAAGCGGCCUGUCGUGUCCACCCGCUCCUCGUCGGCGACCUCGCGCCCGGCUGCUCCUCCCGAGCAGGCGCUCCCAGGACGAGGAAGCAGCAUGUCGCGCACGGCGGCGGCGGAGAGUGGGGCGGCGAGGGCGCGGAGCAGAGCUGUGGGCGAGCCGGACGUCGAGGUCAUCGCCGACCGGUCGACUACGCUCGGCGGGUCGCUCAGCAGUCGGCGAGGGUGGGUGGCGGACGGGUUGCGCAUCGCGGCGGCUGAGGGUCGGACGGGAGGGGGCCGAGCAGGGCGCGUCGUCGACGCCGCGCCGCAGGAGGACGUCCAGGAGAUCCUCACCAACGCCUACUCGCCCGAGCUCGCCGGCGCUUUCGCCUCCCCUUCCCUACCUAGCCCCAGCACGUCCUCCCUUCGCCGCGCUCGCACCUACGCCGACUCGCCUGCGCCCUCGAGCACCUCCACCGGCAUGGCCCGCACCCCGUCCCUCCUCAUGUCGCCCUACUCGGACUUUGUCGACCGCGAGCGCGACGACGAGUCGGUCUCGUCGAUGAGCGGCCACGGCCUCACGCCGGCGCAGGGCCCGUUCACGCCCGUCGAGCCGGGCAGUGCGUGGCAGCCUCUUCGCGACGAUGCCAAGGCGGCGCAGCCACGCAGUCGAGGAGCGCCAGACCUGCGCGACGGCCCGACGCCGACGACCGAGUCGUUCCCGCUCGACGCGUUUCCGUUGCCGGCGUUCGGCGACCUGAGCAUGGACGACGCCGCGCAGGUGGCGUACUCGUCGCCCAUCGAGCAGCUGUCCGACGAGCUAUCGUCCAACCAGCGGCGGCAGCAGCAGCCCGGCGCUCGCCGUCCGUCGCACGCCCUCGCCGCGUCCGGCGUGCCCGUCCCCCUCUCCUCGCCUCGGCAGGCCCCCUCUCCCUUUUCCUUCUCGCCCUCCAGCUCCGCGACGUCGGCUCUCCCUCCUUCGCUCCUCUCGUCGACCGACCUGUACGCCGAUCGCAGCCCUCGCGAGCCCAAGUCGUCCGGCUCGACCAUCGGCAGCACGAGCACGAGCGGCCAGCACGUCCCCGGCACGCCGACCGACGACCCGACGCUCGCCUUCAUCUUCGACGCGUACCGCUACUCGCUGGCGCAGGCGCCCGACCGCGACCGAGGCGCCGACUCGCCGGCUCGCAGCCUGCGCGACCUGGGCGGUCUCGGCGCGCUCGAGGAGCUCGCCGACGUCGAGUCGCCUCCUCGAGCAGCCGCCGACGACGCCUCGACGCUGCGCACGUACGGCGCGGCGUCGCACCUCCGCCGCGGCCUCUCGAGCGCCGCGCCGUCCUCCUCCACUGCGCCCGACCCCCCGCACCACCGCCCCGCAGCCUCGUCCUCGUCCCUCGCCUCGCUUGACAGCGUCCGCAUCCCGCGCCUGUCCGAGGUGUUCCCGCGUUCGGGCACGCUCGACUCGCUCGCGAGCUGGGCGACCGAGACGAGCGGCGGCGCGAGAGGCCCGGGCGGGAGGGGCAGCGUGUCGGCCGAGGCGCGGUACGCCAUGUGGUCGCCGCCGACGCCGAGCAAGGACGUCUACCUGCGUCGGCCGGCCGAGCACGAGCGGCGAGCGGCCGAGGCGCAGGGCGAGCCGGCCGUGGCGGCGCAAGUCGAGCGAGCGGCGGCGGCGGCGGCGGCGGACGACACGGCCGAGCAGGAGGGGCCCGAGCGCACGACGAGUCGCCGCGAGCAACAGCGCUCGGUCCCCAUGACCGACGCGGCGCACCUCGAGCAGGACUUGGCGGCGUCGCGCCGGCUCUUCCACCAGCACUUCUCGCCGCCGCAGGAGCUCGUCGCCGCCGCCGCCCAGCAGGCCAAGCUGUACGACCAUGGGCGGUACGGCAGCAUCGACGAGCUGCCGUCGCCGUCGAGGCGGCAAGAGUCGCCCGGGCGGCUGCGGCGCAAGAGCGCAAAGGGCCUGCAGAUCUCGAGCCCGGCGGUGCCGGCUCUGCAGGCCGUCCCGCGGUGGCGCAGCGCCGAGGGCGCCUCGCCGGUCGAGCAGUCGCUCCCAGCUGCGCCGGGCGACGUCUUUGCGCCGUCGGCGCCGUCGUCAGCGUCGAUGCCGCACGUCGAGGUGUUCGGCGCGAGCCCGAGCGCCGGCUCUCGCACCUGGGCGUCGCCUCGCCUGCGCGACCUGAGCCAAGACUCGCAGGCGCUCUUGCCCUCACUCGAGAGCACGGCCUCGCCGACCGUCAGCUCGCCGCAGACGUUCACGUCGGCCACCUCGAGCCCGGUCGCGCCGUCGUUUGAAGACCCGCAGGACCGCGCCGACGCCCGUCGUCGCCCAUCCGGCAGCGGCACGAGCCUGUCCAAGAAGCUGCGCAAGCCGCUGCACCGCGCCAAGUCGUCGCCGUCGCUCGGUCGGCAGCAGAACGACCCGUCGACCUCGUCGUUCCCAUCCGGCGGCGGAACGCGUCCGCCCGUGCCGACCCGGCAGGGCAGCGACCCGUUCUUCGCGGCGGCGGCGGCGGCGGCCAAGGACAAGACGGCGACGUCGUUCUCGUCGUCGUCCAAGGACUCGAGCGAGCGGCGACGGGUCGACUACAGCGCCGGCAUCUCGUCCAAGGACUUUGAGGAGGAGACGGUCCAGAUCGGCAAGAGCGAGUUCGAGAUCGUCAAGCCGCUCGUCGCGCUCCUCUCGCAGCCGAGCGAGUCCGACGACGGUUCGGCAGAGUCAUCGUCGGCGCACGUUCCUCCUUCCGCCGUCGACCACGUCACGCCUCGACGCCCGACGGCGCCGCCACCGCCGCACACGCCGGGCAACAACCUCGGCCUCUCGACACCGUCGCUCUCGCACUUCUCGCCGCCGACGCCGGCGUCUGUCGAGGACGGCGGCCAGCACGCCCUCGACGACUACCGCAAGAAGGAGGCGCAGUGGGUCGCCGCGCUCGGCAGCAUGUCGCCGACGCAGGUCCGCAAGAGCAAGAAAAUGCGGGCGCUCGUGCAGGCCGGCGGCGUCCCGAGCAGUGUGCGCGGCAAGGUGUGGGCAUUUUUGGCUGAGGGGAGCGUCGAGAAGCGGCAGGGCGUUUACCAGUCGCUGUGCAAGGUCGCUUCACCCGCAGUUCCGCCACUCGUCGAGGAGGACCUGUCGGCGACGCUCGACCACCCGCAAUUCGCCUACGGCUCGGCAGGGCGCUCCGACAUCUUCCAGGUGCUCCAGGCCUUUGCGCACUUCCUUCCCCUCGACUACUACCCCGGCCUCGGCUCGGUCGUCGGCCUCCUCCUCUCGCAGAUGCCGGCCGAGGACGCCUUCUGGACGCUCGUCGCCCUCGUCCAAGAUUAUGGUCUGCGGCAGUACUUCCCGUCGGCGCAAGACGAGCUGCGGCUCGAGACGUUGGCGUUCGAGUUCCUCCUCGAGGCGAUGGAGCCCAAGCUGGCUCGACGACUGCGCGAGCUCUCGGUUCCGCCGUCCGACUACCUCGCCGUCUGGCACUCGACCCUGUACCUCACCGUCCUUCCUCAGCCUACCGUCCUCCGCAUCGUCGACCUCCUCCUCUUUGACGUCAAGGCGCGCCACCGUGUCGCUCUCGCCCUCCUCGACCUGUCGCACCUCGACGACCACACCGCCUUUCCCUCGCGCGACGCCGCCCUCAACCACCUCCUUGCGCCGCCGCCAACCGCCUUCACGCCCACGCUCCUUUUUCCUGCCAUCGCGUCGACCAAGGUGAGCGACGACAAGCUCAAGAAGGCGUUCGUGAAGGCGGCCAAGGCCCUCGAGACCUGA
This is a messenger RNA of Rhodotorula graminis WP1, 4053 nucleotides long. RefSeq lists its product as uncharacterized. The transcript has 6 exons. The record is from RefSeq and is a predicted model, not a curated record. Bases 1 to 4053 code for a protein of 1350 amino acids. Lineage: Eukaryota; Fungi; Basidiomycota; Microbotryomycetes; Sporidiobolales; Sporidiobolaceae.